Molecule: messenger RNA, 1727 nt
Organism: Sycon ciliatum
Lineage: Eukaryota; Metazoa; Porifera; Calcarea; Leucosolenida; Sycettidae
Exons: 7
Coding region: 432-1601 (389 amino acids)
Biological process (GO): positive regulation of transcription by RNA polymerase II
Cellular component (GO): nucleus
Molecular function (GO): transcription cis-regulatory region binding; protein binding
Source: RefSeq, a predicted model, not a curated record
UCUUGCUCGUUGCCGUCUGUGGGUGUUCUGGGCGGAUGCGUGUUCUGCUUGCGGCCCUUCAUAUUGUUGUUUUCUGGGAGUUUGAGUGACGCUCCGUCGCAAUCUGGUUGCGGAAGUGAAGCGCUUUCGUUCGUUACCUGCCCAUCGGCAGGUGGCGUUUAGAUUUGUGGGACUACCAAUCGUCCGGGUCAACGUUACCAGAAUAGCGGACGCCGGACAGGAACCACCCGGCCGUUAUCGGGAGCAGGUGCUUCUCCCUGGCUUGAAGUCACGGCCCUCAUUACCUGGCGUAUCAUACCUGGCCUGCUACAUUACCAUACCAGUAAAGUAAGCUGGUCAAAUAUUCAAAUAGGGCUUUCAACGCAAGGUUCAUAACGUGAACCAACGUGGUAUCCGUGUGGUGACACCACUGGUGAAGGGUACUGUCACAAAUGGGGCUAGGGUCCAGCAAGGAUGAGAGCUCCGGCCUCCAGUCACAACCAGCUGACCAGAGUGAUCCAGCUCUAGGGUCCAGCGUUGAUGAGAGCCCCGACCGCCAGUCACAACCAGCUGACCAGAGUGAUCCAGCUCUAGGGUCCAGCGUUGAUGAGAGCUCCGACCGCCAGUCACAACCUGCUGACCAGAGGGAGCCAGCUCUCCGGUCUAGCAAGGAUGAGAGCAUCGACCACCAGUCACAACCAGCUGACCAGAGGGAUCCAGCUCUAGGGUCUAGCAAGAAUGAGAGCUCCGACCACCAGUCACAACCAGCUGACCAGAGUGAUCCAGCUCUAGGGUCCAGCGUUGACGAGAGCUCCGACCGCCAGUCACAACCAGCUGACAAGAGAGAGCGAGCUCUCAGGUCUAGCAAGGAUGAGAGCAUCGACCACCAGUCACAACCAGCUGACCAGAUGGAUCCAGCUCUGGGGUCCAGCAAGGAUGAGAGCUCCGACCGCCAGUCACAACCAGCUGAUCAGAGAGAGCCAGCUCUCUCUGAUGGUGCUGCAAUGGAAGCAGCAUCUGAAGAGGAGAGUAAGGACAAGUAUCAACCACCAAAUCUGGCUGAGUACAGUGAUCACUACUACUCAACCAAUGCACCUCAUCCAGACCUGGUGAGAGCAUGUGAAGAUGACGAUGGGGAACAAGUACGACAAGCCGUGAACAGCGGCACUGCAACCGAACCUGUGAUUAGACCGGAUCUCAUGGAAGAAGUGCCAGAGUCAUACUUUCAAAAUGUCCAUCGCUCUCAUAGAAUUCCUAUGACCAUCAUGGCUCUUCUGAUGCUGGCAGCAUGCUACUAUGGCAGCAUUCAUUGUGUCCAGUUUUUACUGUGGUGUGAUCCGUCGCUCCUGCACGGCAAGGUUAUGUUCAAUCGCUUAAGUCAGCCACGAGAGUACUGCAUCCCAGUAUCACUUCUACAUGUCUGCGCGGUCCGUGGACAUAAAGCACUGUGUGAGCUGCUGAUGAGAAAAGGCAUAGCAGUUAAUGUCCAAGAUGAGGAGGGUGGUAACACACCAUUACAUGUUGCAGCCUAUACUGGUCAUGUUUCUGUAGUAGAAUGUCUUCUCACUUCUGGACAUUCGCUGGAACUAAAGAAUAAUGUAAGUCAUUAUUAUUAUCCGUGAUGCAUUCUUGUUUGUAUAUGAGUAGAAAGAAGAAUUACGCAGGUGAAUAAAUUCAGUGGGUAUUGACAAUGCCUGUGGGUCUGUUUUACGCUUGAAAUUCACAAUUGGCAAUUUUGUUAUGUCCAC